Molecule: messenger RNA, 1088 nt
Organism: Saprolegnia diclina VS20
Lineage: Eukaryota; Oomycota; Saprolegniomycetes; Saprolegniales; Saprolegniaceae
Exons: 1
Coding region: 72-896 (274 amino acids)
Biological process (GO): carbohydrate metabolic process
Cellular component (GO): extracellular region
Molecular function (GO): cellulose binding
Source: RefSeq, a predicted model, not a curated record
UGCGUGUGGUCAGCAGCUGAUAGCACCGAGCGCCACGCCAGGUGGCGCUUCACAUUGCAAUUUGCUGCAGCAUGAAGAUCGCUAGUACCGUCGUUUUGCUCACAGCGUCGGCGUCGGCCAUCCACGUCCGGAGCGCGUCAACCGCUCAAGUAAGCGUCUGGGGCCAGUGCGGCGGCAAAAACCACAACGGCGACACGACGUGCGCCAGCGGCAGCUACUGCAAGGUCAUCAACGAGUGGUACUCGCAGUGCCAGCCCGGCGGCAACGGCCAAGUCGGCGUCUGGGCCCAAUGCGGCGGAAACGACUACAAGGGCGCCACCCAGUGUACGCCCGGCAACACGUGCAAGACCUGGAACGCCGACUACUCGCAGUGCGUGCCGAGCAACAAUGACGACAAGAAGGACGACACUGGCGCUGCGUUGCCCGCGGGCUGGCUCGAGCUUGCGGGUCUCAAGUGGACGCUUUUGGACAACGACCUGGCGACGACGGGCGACAAGAGCUUCGCCGACUGCGUCCAGUCGGGCACCAAGCCCGCCAAGGACGGCACGACGCGUUUCUUCGCGGUCUGGGACUCGACCAAGAAGGUCUGCAACGUCGCGUCGACGGUGUACACGUACGAGAUGGCGCCGGGCUUUACGAGCGCCGUCAAGUACAACGCCGACAAGUACGUCUGCGUGGCCAACGCCGACUACGCCAACGACGAAGUCAACACGUUCCAAACUCGCUUCAACCGGUGCUUGGACUCGUGCGACAACCUCGGCGACGGCUGCAACGGCGUCACGUACGUGCGCGAGGCCUCGUCCGGCUACGGCAAGUGCUCCAUCAAGCUUCGGAAGGACACGUCGGCGUCGCCCAAGACGACGAGCAACGGUAGUAUCGCCUGCAAGCGUAAGUAAAUCUCAACUUGGCGGUUAUGUCUGUCGUUCGAGUAUACAACUGUGUCUCAGGGUGUCAUCCGUCUGUGCGAUGGCUCGAAAUGCAAAGCCAUGCAGCAGGACUCGUGGCCGCGGGGCUCGAUCGGAGCAGUUAGUUGUCCUUGGACGCAACACGAAGAAAUUAGCAGUCGAAGAUGGUCAUUGUUACUUGGU